Messenger RNA from Pipistrellus kuhlii (Kuhl's pipistrelle), 6511 nucleotides. It is a transcript of the gene LGI2, whose product is annotated as leucine rich repeat LGI family member 2. Lineage: Eukaryota; Metazoa; Chordata; Mammalia; Chiroptera; Vespertilionidae. Gene Ontology annotation, biological process: inhibitory synapse assembly. The record is from RefSeq and is a predicted model, not a curated record. Bases 226 to 1890 code for a protein of 554 amino acids. Gene Ontology annotation, molecular function: protein binding. The transcript is spliced from 8 exons.
CAGCCCGGGCGCGGGUGGGGGGGCGCCGAGUGGGGGUGGCGGCCAGCAUGCUGCUAGGCUGCGGCUCGGCCUCCCACACCCGCGGCGCCCUCGUCCUAGCCAGCAGCGGCGGCGGCGGAGCAGCGAGCGGCUCCCGGGGCUGCAGAGGCGCCGGGUCCGAGCGCGCUGCGCGGCGGCGGCGGCGGGGAUCCGGAUCGGGGCCGGGGCGGGCACCGGGGACCCGGCAUGGCGCUGCGGAGGGGAGGCGGCGGGGCGCCCGGGCUGCGGCUGCCGCUGCCGCUGCCGCUGCCGCUGCUGCUGCUUCUGGGCGCCGCGUGCCUGGUCCCGCCGAGCGCGCAGGUGAGGCGGCUGGCGCGCUGCCCCGCCACUUGCAGCUGCACCAAGGAGUCCAUCAUCUGCGUGGGCUCCUCCUGGGUGCCCAGGGUCGUGCCGGGCGACAUCAGCUCCCUGAGCCUGGUAAAUGGGACCUUCUCCGAGAUCAAGGACCGGAUGUUUUCCCAUCUGCCUUCCUUGCAGCUGCUGUUGCUGAAUUCUAACUCAUUUACAGUCAUCCGCGAUGAUGCAUUUGCUGGACUCUUUCAUCUUGAAUACCUGUUCAUCGAAGGGAACAAAAUAGAAACGAUUUCAAGAAAUGCCUUCCGUGGCCUCCGUGACCUGACUCACCUCUCUCUGGCCAAUAACCACAUCAAAGCACUCCCAAGAGAUGUCUUCAGUGAUUUAGACUCCCUGAUUGAGCUAGAUUUAAGGGGCAAUAAAUUUGAAUGUGACUGCAAAGCCAAGUGGCUGUAUCUGUGGUUGAAGAUGACAAACUCCACCGUUUCGGACGUGCUGUGUAUCGGUCCCCCGGAAUAUCAGGAGAAGAAGCUAAAUGACGUGACCAGCUUUGACUACGAAUGCACAACUACAGAUUUUGUGGUUCAUCAGACGUUGCCCUACCAGUCGGUCUCGGUGGAUACUUUCAACUCCAAGAAUGACGUGUACGUGGCCAUCGCCCAGCCCAGCAUGGAGAACUGCAUGGUGCUGGAGUGGGACCACAUUGAGAUGAACUUCCGGAGCUAUGACAAUAUCACAGGUCAGUCCAUUGUGGGCUGCAAGGCCAUCCUCAUCGACGACCAGGUGUUUGUGGUGGUGGCCCAGCUCUUCGGCGGCUCUCACAUCUACAGGUACGACGAGAGCUGGACCAAGUUUGUCAAAUUCCAAGACAUCGAAGUCUCUCGCAUCUCCAAGCCCAACGACAUUGAGCUGUUCCAGAUCGAGGACGAGACAUUCUUCGUCAUCGCCGACAGCUCGAAAGCCGGCCUGUCAACGGUUUACAAGUGGAACAGCAAAGGGUUCUACUCCUACCAGUCCCUGCACGAGUGGUUCAGGGACACGGACGCUGAGUUCGUGGACAUAGACGGGAAGUCGCACCUGAUCCUGUCCAGCCGCUCCCAGGUCCCCAUCAUCCUGCAGUGGAAUAAGAGCUCCAAGAAGUUCGUCCCCCACAGCGACAUCCCCAACAUGGAAGACGUGCUGGCCGUGAAGAGCUUCCGCAUGCAGAACUCUCUCUACCUGUCCCUCACCCGGUUCAUUGGGGACUCCAGGGUCAUGAGGUGGAAUAACAAGCAGUUCGUGGAGAUCCAGGCUCUCCCGUCCCGGGGGGCCAUGACCCUGCAGCCCUUUUCUUUCAAAGAGAAUCACUACCUGGCCCUGGGGAGCGACUACACGUUCUCCCAGAUCUACCAGUGGGACAAGGAGAAGCAGCUGUUCAAGAAGUUCAAGGAGAUCUAUGUGCAGGCGCCCCGCUCCUUCACGGCCGUCUCCACUGACAGGAGGGAUUUCUUCUUUGCGUCCAGUUUCAAAGGGAAAACAAAGAUUUUUGAACACAUAGUUGUUGACUUAAGCUUGUGAUCGGUGACUUUAAAGGACACACAGCACGAGCUCUCGGGAGAGAACCGAGAAAACAUAUGUAAAGGGAAGCCAGGUUCAGAGGUCUGACACGAACACUGCAUUGGGGAAAUAGACGUGUUCCAAUGUUUAGAACUCACAUUUUAAUCAGGGAUUACAUUUAUUGGCUAACUGCAUGCCACGUCCAUCCUCCCAUUUAAAAAGACAUAGAGAAGCCUCUAAUUCCUGAGAAACGAGUACAGUAGUAACUCAUACCAUCUAGGAAAGUAAUGUGAUAUUUUUUUUUAAAUGAGGAAAGAGAAAAUCAGAUAAGAUAGGACAGCUCUUAACAAUGAAAUUUUUAAAAAGACCAAACAAACUAUGGGCCCGUCUCACCCCAUUUUAGCUAUCUUUCUGGUAAGGACUCUUAAAGCCAAAGUCAGCUGAAAAGAUUUGCUGAUGGUAAGUUUAAAAAUCGGGUAACACUCAGCAUUGCUAUUUUGAGCCCUCCCAAUUUCCAAACAUCCCCCCCCCCCCCCCAACUCCCUUUCCCAGCAGAACCUUGGCAAUUGCAUUGGCUCAUAUGGAUGCUUGUCAUGGGCGUGUCAACACGAUAAUGUUUGAUGAAUUGCUUCCUUUGCUAAAAAAAAAAAAAUAUUCUGCUGACACCUGUCUAGGCCCAGCAUGGGCUGUGGGCCCAGGAGGGAGACAAAGAAGGUCUCCUCUUCCUGUGGUUCAGCGCUGACCCCCGUGGUGGCUGGAGCAGCAAUGCCUGUUCGAUGCUCUCCCUGAUGCGUUGCUUCUCAGAACCCACUCUCUGAGUUUGCAGGUCGCCAGCAGACAGCCCAAAGACCGAAUGGUGCUUUCUAUUCUGUCCUUUAGAGCAAUAGAAGAGGGUUUGCCAUCUGAUGAGCAUUUCCGAACCAAGAGUUUGUAGAGUCUAGGAGGACCUCACACACAUCUCCAUGUACUUUGAAACCUAGAGAUGGCCCUUGGAUUGAUGCAUGCCUUUGCCCCCUUAAUGGGCAACUUAAUAUUUCAAGUAAUUGAAUAGCAACCUAUCUACCUGUCCACCUGCCUACCUCCCUGCUCAUGUAGCCAUCUGCUUUAUUGAUUUGCUGAUAUUGCUGCUGCCAGCUCAGUCCUUCCAAAGGUGCUGUAGCACCAAAUUGUAGAAGCCGGGGUACUCAGGACAGCACACUCCUCCCUGUUCCUGUCCUUUGCUCCCUCGGGGACAUGUGCUGAUAGGGGGCUUUACACAGAAAGGGGUGGGGGAGCGCGGUGGACUGAACAAUAGGGACCAGCUUAGGAGCCGGACACGUAGAAUCCCAUAGACUGGGUCUGCACUCAGGGGCCCAGGUGGCCUGUUUCCAAAUGGGUCUCUCUGGUGUGGACCAUCAGGAAGCGCAUGGGGACAGGGAUCUGGUUUUGUGGAGGGUCCAGGGGGUGUUCUGCCUGGUUAGCUGGCUCUCUUCAGAGAAUAGGAAGGGGAUGGUUUCAGGAGUGGCUCUCAAAGAGUAACCCCACCACUCGUAGCCAUGAGCAUAGCAUCAUCGCUGUACUGUAUUACUUUUUUAAUGAUUUGUGUUUGCCAAGUCAUGAGUAGGUAGAUGUUUUGACACAAAUAUGAAUGUGUGUGUUGUUUCCAGACUGUAAGCAAUGCGGACCGAGGCAAUAAAUAGCACUUAGAGAACAAUGCGCUGAUGUCACAGCAGCUCUCUUGGGCACAUUCUGGGACUGAAGGCCGCUCCCAGUCUCGGACACCAGGGACCUUCAUGAACUAGCUCAUUCACACACGGUGGCCUUGUUGCUUGGGAUGUUUCCAUGAGGCACCGAGGGAACCGGAGAAAAGUGGCGUGUUGUCUGUCAUUUUUAAGCACCAAUGAUUUUCUCCUGUGUUCUUUCCUCUUCCUGGUUGUUUGCAUUGACUGCAAAUGCCCCAAUCCCUGCAUUGGCGGCUGGAUGUGGGAGAGCUCAGCUACUCCUCGGGUUGUCACAAUGGUCAGACUAUUCUUUCUGGCACAUGGAACCCUUCUGACAAGGCUGGGUGGGAAAACAGGUUCUUGGCGAAUAGUCAAGUAGGAGACGUUUAGACAGCCCAGCCCUGUGCCAGAUCGAAAUGAUGUUCCCAAUUCAGAUGUUUAUAGAGAAGGCAACUGCUCCAACAUCACGGUGUUGUCUCUACAGAGCUGUGUACUAGUCUUUCAGCUUCACCGCUGGGGAUGGAAUUAGAGGCUAAUCACGUGCAGUCACCACCCUGAUCACCAUUGCCCAGAAUCUGGAAAACCAGGGAGCACAGGGUGCCGGGCUGGGUGUGGGGGGACUGGUGAGAUAGGAUGUCCAGGUGAGACAGGAUGAAAGAAAAAUCCCAAGCUUAUGAUGGAGGCGGGGAUCGGAGGGAGCAGGGGUGGGGAAGCCACUCAGUUGCAAUCAGGAUUUCUUUUCUGUUUCUUUUAAAAAAAACUUUCAGACAAGAUCCUCGUUUGCAGUCCCUAGAGUCCCUGCCCUGAGGGAGGAGAUAUUGGUUCUGGCCGACUUAAGGAGUGGAGAUGUUCUUGGCGCCAGGCGAUGGAAGCUUUGCUUCAUUAAUCUUACUGCUCCAUCCCAAGAGUCCCUCAAGUUUUAAACAAUUUCUGCAAGAAGAUUUCUUCCCGUAAUAAAUGUAAGAGAAAAAAACUCCAAGCAACAAUAAGAAUUCAAAGCGGGGUGUCUUGGGGGACCAUCCCUGUAGAGAUAGCAUCAGGAGGGGCUGUGCUUUUUGCUCCGUUCCUUCCCAUCACCCACUGCUUGAUCAUCUCUGCUGGUUUUGUCUUUACAAUUUUGGUGGUGUGACUCCCAGACUGAGUCCCUGCACCUAGCCAUGAGGCCAAGACAUAGCUUUAAAGUGAGGACCUGACCCCAAACUCUACAGAGCCAGGAACAGAUCCCUUAUGAAGACUAAAAAUAAGUCUUCAGAUUGAAUGGCGCUGUGUCCUUAGACAGUGGCUGGUAAGACCACCUUUAUAUUUUUCCAUGUAGAUUUGUAUUCAUCUUCUUUGUUCAUAAAUAGUUCUCCAGUUUUUUUGGAGGGCAGAUAUUUUUCCAUUUACAGUGAGAAGGAAUAGACACAAAAGUUCUAAGUCAGUUGCCUGUUCAAGAUUCUUUAUAGUGAGUGGCAAAACUGGAACAUGACCAGAAAUUCUGGAAAACCAGGGACUUGCCCUCUGCCCAACAGACUGUACUUUUUUCCUGUGAGCACUGCUAGGCCCUCCAAAUGAACAUGUUUUAAUCAGGAUUUUGAAGAUAGCAGCACCUUGAGAGAAAAUUUUAAAAAUGCAACCAAAUGUGGAUAUCCAGAGGAAAAGAGUGCUGACUAGACACCAUCCAAUCAACUGGUCCAUUUCACAAUUAAACACCGCACAACUGCCGUUACAAUGAAAGACCCCACUCUUGAAAGUCUUCCAGAAGUUGCAGGUAAUCUUCUGUUCUCAAGAGGGUUUCUAACGGGCCCAGUUGCCUCUCCCCUCACAUAGCUAAGGGAAAGAUGCUGAGGUUAAGACGGGUCUGGUUCUUGUCACAAUGUCCACAAGAUAAACAAGAACAGCUCCACGAGGGGGAAAACUAAAACUGUGAUGCACGAGUGAUGAUGAAUUGCUCUGGGCUACAGUCAGCCUUCAGGGAGCACGCUGGGAAUGGCAGGGCUGCAUUUCUCUUCCCUGUGGAGUGAGAGGCUGUGUAUUUUUAGGGAAGAAAUCAGCGUAGGAUGCUGGAACACUCACGAUGGAAAUCUGGCUGCCAGGAACACUCAGGAUGGAAAUUUCUCCACCGGGGUGUAAUGGAAGAGAGAUGAAGGUCUGCGGGAGGGGAAUCUAUUUGCAUGCCUCCUAAAGAAAAUCUCUUGAGCCAGCUUCCUGAUUCUUCUGCAGAAGUAUCAGCCCCUCGCUCAAAGCAGUAGAGUUAAUUAGGCAGUGACCAGAGCUUCUGUUAAAUGGCACCCUGGAAUAGAAUGCAAUAACCCAGCUGUCGACACAGUGAGUAAGAUGGUCCAGACUUGGGGGAGAGGGAAAGGAAAUGGAUAGAAAAGCAGGGCAGAUGGCUGUGGAGGAGACUCUUUGGGGAACAUGGAAGUGAACUGGAGGAAAAGAACAAGUCAUAAUGAUUUCCUUCGCCUCAGCCAGGCAAGUAGACGGUGGAACGACCAGGCAAAUGAACAGCAUCCUAAUUAUUAAUGGAGAGAGCCGCUAAUAGUGCUAAUGAGAAUAAGAAUUAUCUGGAAAGCUACUGAAAUCUAAACCGAGGCACUCUGAUCCCUACAUGAUUCCAUUGCUUGUCUCAGAAUCCACCUUUUUUUUUUUUUUUUCUAGUAGGAAACUAUGCAUUCCCCAUCACUCCCUUUAACUAUCAGGAAUGCAUAAGACCUGUGAGAAAAUAGGCCAAUAUGCCAUUUGGUACCAUUUUUAAGUAUUUUAAAUGCAUAACUUAGGCAACGUAAGAAUAGUUUAUCUGUCUAUGAAAGCAAAUUUUGUGGUAUGCAAGCUACAAGGAAUGCGUUGUUAAGGCCGAACGUAUAUUUAGCUCCUUUUGGUAAAUAGAGUUAACAAAUGAUAUGCCUCUUAAUUCACUAUGUCCUGUAUACCUAUGAAUAAAAAAUAGCUCCUGCCUACUA